AUGAAUCUGACAGAAGAAUACCAAAGAGCACGCGAUUAUAUUCAAAACGAUUUUAAACCAUCCGGAAGUUGGAGUUUAUUCGAAUUUCUCAUUCGGUUCGUUGGUGGAUUUGUUUCUAUGUACGAAUUAUCUCUUGACAAGCUCUAUUUAGACAAAGCUGUCGAAUGUGCCGACGCCGUCUAUCCUCUUAUGGAAUCAGGCAUUUUUGGCGGCGGUGUUAAACUAGGAAUCGAUCAGAAUGGGAAAAUUAAAGCAUCGUACAGUUCAGGCGGCGGUAGAUCUGUUGCUGAUUCAAAUACUUACCAACUUGAGUUCAUUUCUCUUUCAAUGCUCACUGGAGAUCCCAAGUACAUUGACUUAGCAAUGAAAACAUACAAAAAUAUGUGGGAACGCUACAAAAACAGAGGAUUAAUUUCAGAUAGUUUCAGCGGAAGCAAUCUCCACGUUGGAGGAGGUAUAGAUUCAUACUACGAAUAUAUCAUAAAGAUAUACGUGAUGACACGAGGCGUUGCCCGGCCAUUCCUCGACAAAUAUCUACAAAUUGUCAAAGAUAUCAAGGAAAAGAUCGUCGUCCACUCAAAGAAGUCGAACUACACUGGCCUCGGCGUGUACUCAGGCGGUUCAGUCAAUCCGAUGCAGGAGCACCUCGGCACACGCUUGCCGGGAAUGAUUGCGGUCGGAACUGUAAAAGAGAAUCCGCACGCAGCUGAAGACUUGCAGCUCGCGGACGAUCUAACAACAGGGUACGCGAAGGCUUACGAGUUCACGCAGACAGGCGUAGGGCCAGAGCGCGUGAGGUUUUCGAACAAAGAAGGGAAAGAUUUCGAGAUAGAAAAUCCAGUUUACAUGCUGAGGCCGGAAUCAUGCGAGAGUGUUUACGUGAUGUGGAAAUUCACUGGACUUCCAAAAUUUAGGAUGUACGCUUGGAACAUGUUCUCUGGAAUAAAUAAAUACGCAAGGAAGAGCAAGGGAUUCGGACAUAUAAGGGAUGUUAACAAUGCAAAUGACACUCGCUCCUACGGCAACCAGGAAAGUUUCUUCUUCGCAGAGACAUUGAAAUACCUUUACCUGACAUUUGCUGAUACUUCACUCAUUUCGCCCGCUCAAUGGGUGUUCAACACAGAAGGACACCCACUCAGGCACUUCACAGAAGAAGAAGUGCAGAAAUGGAAGGACAAACUUAACUUCAAAUAA
Molecule: messenger RNA, 1194 nt
Organism: Trichomonas vaginalis G3
Lineage: Eukaryota; Parabasalia; Trichomonadida; Trichomonadidae
Product: mannosyl-oligosaccharide 1,2-alpha-mannosidase protein
Exons: 1
Coding region: 1-1194 (397 amino acids)
Biological process (GO): carbohydrate metabolic process; N-glycan processing
Cellular component (GO): endoplasmic reticulum; Golgi membrane
Molecular function (GO): mannosyl-oligosaccharide 1,2-alpha-mannosidase activity; calcium ion binding
Source: RefSeq, a predicted model, not a curated record